Messenger RNA from Acaulospora morrowiae, 183 nucleotides. The record is from the annotation of a GenBank genome assembly. Lineage: Eukaryota; Fungi; Glomeromycota; Glomeromycetes; Diversisporales; Acaulosporaceae.
AUGGCUAAAAUUUAUCUGAACACAAACGGUUUAUUGUUAGAGUCUUCUAGCGGCGAAGCGAAGUACAGAGCUUCGUGUCUGGUACCACGAUCAGAAAGGGGUAUAGGUAUGUAUUACGGGCUGGGUAUGACGGAAAGGGUGUGGAUUUGGCGAAUCUAUAGGGUUUGGCACAUUGUUCGGAAG